AGAACUGGGGCGCCUCAGAAGAAAACAUGGCGAACUGCUUCAUCAAGUGCUGUCGGGUAUUAAAACACGUUCCUGUUCGCAUAAUAUGUUUUUUGGUUAUUAUCCUCCACUUCAGUGUUGUUGAUUACUAUCUGGUGGAACAUAAAGACAGUACAUGGUUGGGCUUCCUCGCAGCUGACGUCAUCACCCUGUGCCUGUUUAUUGCGUCAUUUAUUCUAUCAUAUCAGCAACUCAAGGGUUCGAACACUGACACAAAGAUAGAGAAAAUUGGUAUUUGGGUGGGUGUUGCAUCUUGGUUUCUAUAUUCAGUCAUUGUAGCGACUAAGUCAGGCAUCAUUUUUAUUGACUUUGCAGAUGAUCUAGAUGAAAAGGAUUUUUUUGGUCCGAACACACUGAAAACUGCAUUGGCCUUAGCCGGAGUAAUAUUCCUUCUUCAUCUUUCUUCGCUACAUGACGCUAAGCCAGGGUCGGAGAGACGAACAUACAUAGAAGAACUAUCAGGAACUGUUAUUUUCGACAUUUUGGAUUGUGUGGAUAGUAUGGAACCGCUGUUUAUCAAAGAAGAUCGUGAAGCUUUCCCGCCGGGUCUCGUAGAAGCCAUUGUGGCCGUAGCCUGUCUAAAUUUUGUCCUACCAACCGUACCUCUUUUGACCCUAUCGCAUACUAAAUUCGGACACGCCAAGCUACCCCGACGUUUGAUCAUGAUACAUAAGAUUAUCCUGGCGUACAUUGUCAAUCUUCCACUUUUGGUUAUGAGAAUGAUUUUAUGGCACGGACUAGAUCAUGGCGUCUCCAUUUUUUCUUUGAAGAAUGUGAUUGUGAUCGCUAUGAUAUCGUAUGAUUUCUAUGAACAUCACGAGGCAGAUAUGGACAACUCGAAGGAAAAGCAUAAACAGCACCGAAGGGAGAACGGAGACGAAAGUUUACCAGCGGAUGCUUACGGAUUGGAAGAUCGUUACGACUACAAGUGA
Messenger RNA from Saccostrea cuccullata (small rock oyster), 971 nucleotides. RefSeq lists its product as uncharacterized. The record is from RefSeq and is a predicted model, not a curated record. The transcript has a single exon. NCBI's taxonomy places the organism in Eukaryota, Metazoa, Mollusca, Bivalvia, Ostreida, Ostreidae. The coding region runs from base 27 to 971 and encodes 314 amino acids.